AUGAACGAAAGUUCAGUGGAGGUCACACACAACAAACAAGCAAGUGCAGUUGGUAAUUUACUUAGUGUGAGUGAAGACAAAGCAAGUAGCGUCGGAUAUAAUCGGUAUAAGUACACCACCAUGCAGGAAAGUAACCCGCAAAUGGCCAGCAUUCCUGAAGACGGCACACAUUCCAAUAGAUUUCCCGACAAUAUGGCAGUUCCUGUCGUUACCUCAGCUCCCAUCUCCAUCCCAGCGCCUGUUACACGAAACUGCAGCACAUUCGAUGGGAUGUCAGCCUCGCCAGCAUUUAGUCAGGGGUCGUUUAUGAUUCGGCGCUUCUCGUCACCAUCACUGAGCAGUAUGUGUUACAAAUGUGAAAGAAGUCCAAUAUCAUGCCACACAGUAUCAACACAGACACCUCAUGCAGAUAGUCACCUUAAUGUUGAUGAUAGGGAUAACAACAGUGAUGAAGAUCUUGAUUGUGACCUUGACGUCGGUGAAGAUGAUGAUGAUGAUGAUGAUGAUGAUGAUGAUGAUGUUUUACUUCCUAACGUUCCAGGAGACCGUUGGAGAUCAUUCUCAAUGUCCACCGAAUCAAGAUCUGUUUAUCCACUGCCUGAUUUACUAGAGUUCCGGAAUAGAUCGCAUUCUGAGGGAGAAGCUGCAAGACCAGAGAUUGAAGUUGGCAGAGAAUUGCGUCGCAUUAGUGAUGAAUUUCACCAUUCUUAUCAAGAAUGUAGGGUUAUUCGCUACGCUUCGGUUAACAGACCAGAUGAUGGUGAGAACUUCUUUUGGCGCAUAGUUGGCACCAUACGCCGGCGUGCUUCAUUCAGUCGUGGUAACUCUGUGUGA
Saccoglossus kowalevskii is the source of this 834-nucleotide messenger RNA. RefSeq lists its product as uncharacterized. Lineage: Eukaryota; Metazoa; Hemichordata; Enteropneusta; Harrimaniidae. The record is from RefSeq and is a predicted model, not a curated record.